This is a messenger RNA of Cryphonectria parasitica EP155, 3747 nucleotides long. RefSeq names its product nucleotide binding protein (gene PEX1). Gene Ontology annotation, cellular component: peroxisomal membrane; cytosol; peroxisome. The record is from RefSeq and is a predicted model, not a curated record. Gene Ontology annotation, molecular function: ATP binding; ATP hydrolysis activity. NCBI's taxonomy places the organism in Eukaryota, Fungi, Ascomycota, Sordariomycetes, Diaporthales, Cryphonectriaceae. Gene Ontology annotation, biological process: protein import into peroxisome matrix. The transcript has 2 exons. The coding region runs from base 1 to 3747 and encodes 1248 amino acids.
AUGUCUCAGAGGAAGCCAACACCCGCCGAGGUCUCCUUAGUUCACCUCAAAAACUGCCUCGUCAAUUUGCCGUCGUCGCUCGUCUCUCUGCUCGUGAAUGUGAAUACUCCCGUUCAAAAUGUCAUCGUCGAGCUCAACUACCGCGACACUGCCGCCGACAAGGCGGCAGGCGCACCUCCCCAAAGAUCUGUGUACCUAGGGUGGACUGGCAUGCCGAGCAAGAGGAAACUGGCUUCCAUAGUCGGUAGAGAUGGUCUUGGUAGCAGCUCAAGAGGUGGCACAGGACUUCGCGAGCAGGAGGUAGCUCUUGUCGAGAUCGACCCGACGCUGGCUAGCACACUGGGACUGGAGGAGGGCCAGAAGGUCAUGGCAACGAUUCACACCGACCCACCACUGGCGCAUACAGUCAACAUCGAGCCUCUGACGCCGGAGGAUUGGGAGAUAAUCGAGCUGCAUGCGACAUUCCUCGAGCUCAACCUUCUUUCCCAGAUGCGGGCCCUGCCGAACCCAGCCUACGCUCCAGCUCCUGGAACGGUCGUGGGUCCCCAUCCACUAACUCUUCACCUUUCGCCGACUUCAACGGCGAAUAUAAAGAUCUUGUCUCUCGACCCACCACAACCCUCAGAUGUACCAUUUGCCAAGAUUGCGCCGGAUGCCGAGGUGAUCGUUGCGCCAAAGGUUAAACCGAAGUCCUCCAGAGGAACCAGAGAGAAUCGGAGUGUUGCCAGCACGUCGAGAAAAAGCGGAAAGAGCUCCACAAGCACUGUUAGGAGGCGGAGCCAACGCGAGGAUCGCAAGCCUGCCUUAUUCCUGAGGGGCGUCGAUCGAAAACUUUGUGAUGACUGGUUCGACGACGGGGCUGGGACCGAAGAACUAAGUAUCUGGGUCGACCGAGAGCUGCUGGUUUCAAAUGAGUUGAGGGGUUUGAAAUGGGCCGCGGUGAAUGUCAUGAGACCAGCAGGUCUCCAAGAGCCCGGACCCGUGCAUGGACAACAGCCCGAUGGCCAGACGUCUGCUGAAUCGUUGAAGCCAGGACGCAAGAUCGUGGCCCAGCUGUUACCGUGGGACGAUCCUCCGAAUGGGCAAACAGCAGCGUUGUCUACUCUCUUAUGCUCAGCAUUCGGAAGCGAGGGCCUUGUGGGAGGAGUCGUCAAGAUCGAGCCUGCUACACCGCCUCUGGCAAAGAAGUCGAUCCUGAAGUCGGAUGGGGACGAAGAUCGACCAUCAGUGCAACACCUGAAGCUUUUCCCAUUCAUCUCAGACGGUAGUGCAGCACAAACUUCUGGUCUCAAGUUUGGCGGGGAGUCAAAAUCAGAACGUGAAGAGACAGUCAAGAAAAUCAAGCAUAUCUACAGUGGGAAGUCAGGUAAAGGCUUAUUCGACGGGCCGUUGACGGACGGUUUGGUCUUGGGGACCUAUGAAGGCCUCGACCAACCUUCGAAUUGGACAGGUGGAGUCAUCAAGUUUCAUCCUGCGUCUGCAUCGCAAAGCUCGACCAAAGACAGUCUUCAUUGGGUACUUGGGUCGGACUGGCAAUUACCCAUCGAGGUGCAGCCCCCCAUUGCUCGCCCCUCUUCGCUGUCCGCAUCAGAUAUCAGCACCAACCUGGGAGUUGAAAACCCCCUGGUGGGCAUCGACUCACUGCUUCAAGAACUUCAGUCGCACCUCUCGCAGUUGUCUUCGGUGCUUUUGACUGGGGCACUGGGCUCAGGAAAGACAUCUGUGGCGCAGUCAGUAGCGAGAUUCCUUCGAAAGGAUCAACUGGUUCACACAACAUACUUCUCGUGCAGGACGCUCGUGAACGACGAGAGUAGGGUGAGCACAAUUAGAGAGACACUCAACCGGCUUUUCCUGACUGCGAGUUGGGGCGCUCGAUUGGGGGGCAAGGCUCUUGUCAUCUUGGAUGACUUAGAUCGGCUCUGUCCAGUCGAGACCGAACUGCAAGUCGGCAACGAAAACGGCCGCAGCAGACACAUCAGCGAGGCCAUCUGCUCGAUCGUCCAUCAAUACUGUGGUCAAGACAGCAACGUGGCCUUAUUAGCUACUGCACAAGGAAAAGAAUCUCUUCACAACGUCCUUGUCGGUGGCCACCUGGUGCGCGAGAUCGUGCCGCUCAGAGCACCGGAUAAGCCUGCUCGGCGGACCAUCAUGGAGGCUAUCACCCUACAAAACGCCGUGCUUGAGCAAGAGGAUAGCCUCUCCACCCACGAUGGUAGCCGGCCGACAACAGCUGACGGUAGUGCCACUGGCGAUGAGAAUGCUUGGAUGGAUGGAGCCAGUCCGAGGCCUAGGGCUGAAGUCCUUGCCAAGCCCAGCGGAUUUGUCCUCCAAGCCGACUUAGAUCUUCUUGACAUCGCAGGAGAAACUGACGGAUAUAUGCCAGGCGACCUAAGCCUGCUCGUCUCGAGAGCCCGUAACGAGGCCAUCAUGCGUUCAUUAAUCGAGACAUCGAGUGACACCGAUAUCAGGGGUGUCCCGCUUGGACGAGUCGACUUUGAGAAUGCCUUGAAAGGAUUCACUCCGGCCUCGCUACGAAACGUCACUCUGCAGAGCUCAACCACUACCUUUGAUUCCAUCGGCGGGUUGACAGAGACUCGCCAAGUACUGUUGGAGACCCUCCAAUACCCAACCAAGUACGCGCCCAUCUUCGCGCAGUGCCCUCUCCGGCUUCGUUCUGGCAUUUUGCUCUACGGCUACCCAGGUUGCGGUAAGACGCUCCUAGCCAGCGCCGUCGCGGGUGAGUGUGGCCUCAACUUCAUCUCUGUCAAGGGACCCGAGAUUCUCAACAAGUACAUUGGUGCGUCGGAGAAGAGCGUACGAGACCUCUUCGAGCGUGCUCAGGCUGCCAAACCCUGCGUGCUCUUCUUUGACGAGUUUGACUCGAUUGCGCCAAAGCGUGGUCACGACUCGACCGGCGUGACGGACCGCGUAGUCAACCAGCUGUUGACACUGAUGGACGGCGCCGAGGGUCUGUCUGGUGUAUAUGUGCUGGCUGCUACCUCUCGACCUGAUCUUAUUGAUCCUGCUCUGCUGCGGCCUGGUCGAUUGGACAAGUCGAUCCUUUGUGAUUUCCCAAAUCUCGAGGAGAGGGUGGAUAUCAUCCGGGCGAUCGGUCGAAAGGCUAAGCUGAGCGAGGCGGUGCUCCAGUCCGACGAGGACCUUGUAGAGAUUGCCAAGCGCACCGAUGGCUUUUCCGGUGCAGAUCUGCAGGCUCUGGUUUCCAAUGCUCAGCUGGAGGCUAUCCAGGACGUACUCAAGGAGACGGAUCAUGUUGGUGGGGGUGCUGGUAGUACCCGUCGGCCUGGACAGAAAUCCGGUGCAGGCAAGACCACCGGACCAUCCGCCCACAAUUUUGUGCAGUUCCGCUACGGCGAGGAUGGCGCCGGCGAAGACCAAGCUCAACGAGGAUCGAACCGGUCCUCUGAGCUGGCGCAGCAGGCCAUGAUCGCCGCCAAGCUGGAGAGUAUCCGGCUCUCGCGCAAGAGGGCGAAGCAGCAACGGGGUGGUGUUAGUGCUCCCACUGAUUCUGACGAAGCAAAGGUCAAUGGAAAAGAUAGCCAACAGAAGGAGGUCGGGAUCCAGUGGCGGCAUCUGGUCAAGGCGCUCGGCGGCACGAGAACGAGUAUCAGCCGCGAACAGCGGGCGCUACUGCAGAGGAUUUAUCGGGAAUUCGUGGUUGGGCGCAGUGGCGAGAUGAGAGAUGGUCAGGCGAGCAUGGAAAUUGGCGGGAGAAGCAGUCUGAUGUGA